Prosopis cineraria is the source of this 2448-nucleotide messenger RNA. Its product is annotated as recQ-mediated genome instability protein 1-like. Gene Ontology annotation, cellular component: RecQ family helicase-topoisomerase III complex; nuclear body. Gene Ontology annotation, molecular function: nucleotide binding. The record is from RefSeq and is a predicted model, not a curated record. Gene Ontology annotation, biological process: double-strand break repair via homologous recombination; resolution of meiotic recombination intermediates. NCBI's taxonomy places the organism in Eukaryota, Viridiplantae, Streptophyta, Magnoliopsida, Fabales, Fabaceae. The coding region runs from base 30 to 1988 and encodes 652 amino acids. The transcript is spliced from 8 exons.
UGAAGAGGCAAAAUUCAGAAAAGUCUACAAUGGUGAUACGCCGACUUCGGCUGGACUGUUCCGACGACGACGAAGACGAUACCGUAUUGGCGCCGCCGCCGCCGCCGCCUCAUCUUGAAACGGAAGCUGAUUUAGCUCCUCAACAUCAGACUGCAACUGAUUUACCUCGGAGCGGUGCUGCUGAGCCUCUUGAAAUUUCUGACGACGAUUUCAUUGACGUCUCCGAUAGUCCCUUGCCAACUUCUCCUCCGCGGAAUCAGCAUCCCGGGCCCCAGGAGAUUCCUCCAUCUUCCCGUUCAAAUUCCAGUGAGGAUCCUGGCUGUCCCAUUAGCGAUUCUCUUCGACGCCUCGGGUUGAGCUUGAGGAGAGAAUGGCUGGAUGCUUGUAUUCGUGAACUGGAGAGCUCCGUUCGGGGCUUUCCUGGCUUUGAUGUUACUGCGAAGGCGAAGUUGUGUUUUGAACAAUUCCUAUUUUCUGAUAUGAACUACUGUGGGAGCGGCGUUCUCCCUGCAAAUGUGGAUUCCAUGCAUCUUGUUGAUCUCCCUGGUCCGUAUGUGUUACAGGUUGAUGAAAUAAUUAAUAUUAGCUGUCCGCUUCGUGGCAGAUAUCAACAAGCAACCCCUGGACAUAAAAGGUGCUUGAAGUUAUCUAUGACUGAUGGUAUCCAGAGGGUCUUUGGAAUGGAAUACAGACCCGUUCAUGCUCUUGAAGUCUGUGCUCUGGCUGGUUUGAAGGUUGCCAUCUGUAAUGUACAUGUACGCCAUGGACUUCUAAUGCUGGUCCCUGAAACCAUAGAAAUCUUGGGGGGAUUGGUCAAGCAGCUGGAUGAAGCACGAAAGCGGCUUGUUGAUGAAUUGAAUAAACCACCGAGGGGAAAAAGAACAAAGAAUGGAGUGCUUCCUCCCUUGACAACUAGAGCAACUCUUGCUGCAUGGCCUUCAAGGGGAGCCGAUAAUAUUGCGAGCAGUAAUUCUACUGUGCAUGCUGCUCCUUCAAUUCAAACAAACAAUCUGAAUGCUAGCCUGAGAAUGUCUGAUGCUGGCAACAGCUUAACUGCAGAUACUCUAGCCAUUAACGCUCAAAAUGCUGCUUCCAAUUUAAUGCCUGACAUGGUUUCAACUGCAGAAUUCAUGCAUGUGGAUACACGUGCAGAUUCUAUGGCUAAUCAAUUCUCUUCAACCAUUGCUAUGACAAAGGAAAUGGAUAUAAAUACUGUUAACAUAACGGGGGCAAAUUCUGCUGGCAACCUAUCUUCUCAUGCAGUUUCAAAUGUCAUGGGAGAACACAGUAAUGAUACCAUUCAUGUAAGAAGACAGAACUCUGUGGCUGCCCAGUGCUCUCCUAUUGCUCAAAAUGUUGAGGAGAGAAAGAGGGAUAGAAUUCCAAUAAUAACAGAGAAUGCUCUUGUCGGAUCCUCCUCCAGGGUUUCGAAUAUUGAUGAUGUCCCUAUGUUUGAGGCAGAUGAUCACCCGCUGAUGCUGUCUGGAGACCGGGAAAUUCCUUUCACGUACUUAGCCAGUUUGUCAGCCAAGUGGGCCACGAUGAAGGAGAAAGCUCCUUUUGUUCGGGGAAAAGUUAAGUGCUUUUUGACUGGUGUCAAGGGAUUCCAAUAUAAGCAGAGGAAAACAUAUGAGCUUCAAGCAUAUGUUGAUGAUGGUAGCCUUAUAUCUGAGAUUAUCAUAGAUCAUAAUAUUGUUCAGAAAGGGAUUGGCUAUUCUCCAGAGGAUGUCACUGUUGCUCUUUCUUCUGAAGACAAGAAAAUAGUCCAAGACAUGAAGGAGACUAUGCGUAAAUUCCAAUAUUUUUUAGCAAACUUCGAGGGGGUAAUGCUUUUGGAAUUAAAUGCGAAGUCUUUUCCAAUCGCCAUUGAGAUGAACCAAGGCUGUCCACCAUGUGAUGCAUGGUUACUUUUAAGAAGGCUGAGGUCCUUAUUCCCUGGGCGAGCUCAAAGACAUAGUUCCCCAGAACCCAUUGUAUUAUCCCCUUGAUUAUAUCCGAAUGGUAAUCGCCUCAGAAUUUGAUCGGGAAUGAAUAGUUGGUCUCAGAAAUUCAUCACUACGAGCACACAUGCGAUGCUGUCCUUCAUUUUAGUGUAAGAUGAAACCGAUAAGUAUUCACCUUACUCUGACCAAAACUUACCUAAUCUUGUGAAGAGGAUAUUAUUAUGUACAGAUGAUGACCAUUUAUCAGGCUGUAGAUGAGAAACAGAGAUCAACCAUCGACUUUGUCAUGAUAAUUCUUGCUUUUGGGUUUUGUUGUGCUGUGGUUGGACUGAGGAGGGAUUCAAUUCUGAAGGAUGAGAUGCCAAGUUCUGUCAAAUUUGUUCAUGAACAUGGGCAGCAUUGUAAAUAUAAAUAUUUUAUUAAUUUAUUUUACUGUACAUUUUCGUGACAGUGAUUUUAGCAUCGCAGUUUUUUAACUAAUUAAAUUCUUGAAUGCUUGCUUACA